This is a messenger RNA of Phytophthora sojae, 2001 nucleotides long. RefSeq lists its product as hypothetical. Gene Ontology annotation, molecular function: protein binding. The record is from RefSeq and is a predicted model, not a curated record. NCBI's taxonomy places the organism in Eukaryota, Oomycota, Peronosporomycetes, Peronosporales, Peronosporaceae. The coding region runs from base 1 to 2001 and encodes 666 amino acids. The transcript has 3 exons.
AUGCACGCCCCCACCCCCUCUCUGGACUACGAGGAAGUAGACGAAAUCCCCGCACUGACCUGCAUUAGCGUCGUGUGUCGCAAUGGCCCGGAGGUGCUGCGACUGCCCCACGUGGUCGAGAAGCUCCACGAAUUGCUCGACUGGUCCGCCCGAUGGACGUUCACGAAGGCCUGCAACGCCAAGUUGCCGUUUCUAGUGGGUCGGAUCAUUGCCAGGCAAGAAUUUCAACCUCUGGACAGCGGGUUACGGCUCCCCGGCGUCCGACAGUGGCAGUUCACGGAAGGGAUGCUCAACGCGGUCUCAGAUGGGAAUAUGACGCUAGUCGAGCUAUUGUCGACGAAAUUCCAAGGAUGUCACAUGCAUUCGACAGUGGUGGAGGAGGCUGCGAGAAGGGGUAGAGUGGAGAUAUUGCAGUGGCUAGUGGCCAACCGGAGCGACGUGAGGUGGACGGAUCGAGAGGUAGCGGCUGCGAUUCGAGGAGACCACUUUGAACUGGCCAAGUGGAUGAAGGACAAGGUGACUACAGCUUCCGUCGUGAUGCUAGAGAGGUGGGCGGCUAUUGCGGCGGGGAAGGGGAAUCUAGAGAUGCUCCAAUGGGUUUGCAGUCUGUCGACAGUGGUGAAUCCAAGGAAUGCGGUGUCCAUUGAUCUAGCUGCACGGAACGGAUUCCUCGGUAUCGUUGAGUGGCUCCACGACAACACGUCUGAAGGAUGCACGACGUUCGCGAUGGACGGUGCAGCGCAGAACAAUCAUUUCGAGGUGGUGAAGUGGUUGCACAAACACCGACUCGCUGGUUGCACGAAUAUCGCCAUGGACUCUGCAGCGGAAGAGGGAAAUCUUGAGCUUGUCAAGUGGCUUCAUGCGAACAGGAAGGAGAGCUGUUCGCCCGAUGCAAUGAAUCUUGCAGCAGCAAAUGGGCACCUUGAAAUGGUCAAGUGGCUCGACGCGAAUCGACACGAAGGUUGCACUACCGACGCCAUGGACAAGGCUGCAGCUAAUGGUCACCUCGAUGUGGUGAUUUGGCUCCAAACUAAUCGAUUCGAGGGCUGUACGACCGAUGCAAUGGAUCGGGCCGCUGAAAAUGGACAUCUGCAUGUACUGGAAUGGCUACACGUCCACCGAAGCGAAGGUUGCACGGUCCGCGCAAUGAACGCAGCGGCAAGGAAUAAUCACCUUAAAGUUGUGCAAUGGCUGGACGCUCACAGAACGGAAGGAUCCACCACCGCUGCCAUGGAUGGAGCUGCCAAGAACAAUCAUUUCGACAUCGUCCAGUGGCUACACGUCAACCAGCACGGAGGAUGUACAACGGAUGCCAUGGAUUCAGCGGCUGGUAAUGGUCACCUUGAGUUGGUGCAAUGGCUGAGUGAAAACAGAAAAGAAGGCUGCACCACUGCCGCAAUGAACAUGGCAGCCGCAGCUGGGCAUCUUGAUGUCGUUAAAUGGCUGCAUAAGAACCGCAGUGAAGGCUGCACUGUCGACGCAAUGGAUAACGCCGCGACCAACGGCCAUCUUGAUGUGGUGCAAUGGCUCGAUGCUCAUCGUCGCGAAGGCUGCACAACAGUCGCCAUGGACGGUGCUGCUGAAAAUGCGCAUCUGGAUAUCGUGUGGUGGCUUCAUGCUCACCGACGAGAGGGUUGUACGACGCGUGCGAUGGACGGGGCCGCCAAGAACGACCACAUUGAAACCUUGGGGUGGCUUGAUGAGAACCGCACUGAAGGAUGCACAACUAAUGCAAUCGACCUUGCAGCGGAGCGAGGCCAGGCGAGAAUGGUCUUUUGCCUACUCUUUGCCCGAGAUGAAGGCCACACCCGUUUUGGAGUUGAAGCCGCGUUACGCAAUGGACACUACGAGGCGGCCCGCAUGAUUUGCCAGCUGACUGCUGUCAUGACUGAAGCAGAUACUAAUACACGGCAACGUUGGGAGAUUGCGGAGUGGCUCUACGUGCAUGAACCGGAAGAGCUCCAGAGUCUGAGCCUGAUGUCUCGACUCUUUGACGAUUGA